AUGUUCGACGUUGAUCAUGGCAUCGUCAGCAACUCGACUCGCGACCUCAACGCCGCCUUCCCCAUUGUCAUCUUCAUCACCAUAGCUCUCUACAAUGCCGUCGAACUCGCCUGCAUCAUCUUCUUCACCUUCAAGAAGCGCAAUGGCCUGUAUUUCUGGAGCUUUUGCGUCGCCACCUUUGGUCUCGUGCCCUACUCCAUCGGUUUCCUGCUGAAGGGCCUGGGCAUCAACACGCGGCUCAUCUAUCUCUAUGUCACCAUGAUCGUUAUCGGCUGGUCCUUUCUUGUCACUGGCCAGUCGGUUGUCUUGUACUCGCGGCUGCACCUCGUCGACCGCGACCCGAGACACCUGCGCUUUGUUCUCGCCAUGGUCGUCACAAACGCCAUCAUUUGCCAUAUUCCCGUGUCUAUCCUCAUCUACGGCGCCAACUCAUCGGACCCGGAAGGAUUCCUGUUGGUCUAUUCUGUUUAUGAGAAGAUCCAGAUUACCAUUUUCUUCCUCCAGGAGCUCAUUAUAUCCAUCAUGUACAUUGUGGCCACGACCAAGCUCUUCCGCGACUCGACCCUUCACGCCAAAUCUGCCCGCAAGCGGAUGCUCUGGCAUCUCAUCCUUGUCAACAUCGUCGUCAUUCUGCUAGACAUAACCAUCCUAGGCUUGGAGUACGCUGGCUAUUACGAACUGCAGACUGCUUACAAGGCACUUGUCUACUCGAUCAAGCUCAAGCUCGAGUUCAAUAUCCUUAACGGCCUCAUAGAUCUUUCAGGGGGUCGCAUGGGCACGUCUUCCGGGCGGAACGACUACAUCUUCGACGGCAGCCAGCGCGUGCCCGCCUGCUUUGACAGUCUGCCUGCUAUGGCCAUGGACACCAUCGAGGUCGGCGGCACGUUGCAGGACGAGCUUGCUAGAAAGGGUGCCAUUGCGAACCCUGAAAUUGGCCGGCGGUACUCUGCCCAUGUCCAGACCGGCCGCGAACCUACAGACGAGGCAAGGAGCGGCACGGCCGACGGCAUAUUGAUCAUGAAAACGACUGAGGUCAAUAUUGUGCGUGAUAGCGAGAUUGAGAGGCAGAUGAAAUGUCUGAGGCGAAUAUCGACGACCUCGCUGCCUAGGACUGGCAGCUUAGAAAUGGCGACAACGCUCGAGCCAGGGGCAGGAUCGGCUUCGUCGUCGGAGAUUGGGUUUGCGAAGAAUGGCGCAUAG
Verticillium alfalfae VaMs.102 is the source of this 1200-nucleotide messenger RNA. Its product is annotated as integral membrane protein. The transcript has a single exon. NCBI's taxonomy places the organism in Eukaryota, Fungi, Ascomycota, Sordariomycetes, Glomerellales, Plectosphaerellaceae. The coding region runs from base 1 to 1200 and encodes 399 amino acids. The record is from RefSeq and is a predicted model, not a curated record.